Macrobrachium nipponense is the source of this 1923-nucleotide messenger RNA. RefSeq names its product calponin homology domain-containing protein DDB_G0272472-like. Bases 1 to 1923 code for a protein of 640 amino acids. The record is from RefSeq and is a predicted model, not a curated record. The transcript has a single exon. NCBI's taxonomy places the organism in Eukaryota, Metazoa, Arthropoda, Malacostraca, Decapoda, Palaemonidae.
AUGGAAUUAAGAAGACAGCGCGAAAUGGAACAUGACCAAUAUGAAGAGACGAUUCUUGGUCUGAAAAGGGAAGUGCAGGUCUUGGCGGACGACAAUCAGAAACUGAAGAGAGAAAUGGAGGACCAGCAAAGCGGUCUCUUGGAAGAACUGAGUCGUCUCCAAGAUGGAAACAAGGAAAAGGAGAUGAAAAUCGAUCUCCUUGAGAAAAAACUGCAGCUUCUCCAAGACGAGAGUAGUCCACAUCUGGAAGACAAACAACGGAAAGAGAUCGAGGCUCUCGAAAGCAAGUGCUCUCGGUUGUUGAAGGCGAUGGAGGACAAAAAUGUCCACCUUAGACAAGCUAAGAAGGACAUGAAGAGACUGAGGCAAGAAAUUGAGGACAAGCAAACUGGUCUCAUGGAAGAACUAAAACGCCUUCAGAAUGAAAACACUGAAAAGGAGAUGAAAGUUGAUCUACUUCUGAAUCUUCUUCAGAGUGGAAACGAUGAAAAGGAGAUGAAGAUUGAUCUCCUUGAGAAAGAAUUGAGUCGUCUCCAGAAGGAAAAUGAUGAAAAGGAGAUGAAGAUUGUUCUCCUUGAGACAGAGAAAAUGGAAGAAAGCAGAAAAGUGGUGCUUCUGGAAACCACUGUAGCAAACUUAGAACACCACUUAAAGACCCAGGAGAGACAAGGCUUCGUCAUGGAAGAAGAAAUAGUUGUCCUGAAAGAGGACAUAGCGAGACUGGAGGAUGAAAAGAAGCAAUUGGAGAGCAAUCUGGCCUUAUCUCAUUUAGAAUUGGACAGAAUAGUGACCCAGAGGGAAGGUCCAAACGCUCAUCCCAAUGAUGAGGCACCUGGAAUCUCACACCAGGUGGAGAAGGAGGAGGACAGAGAGCCUGACAGUACUGCCAAGAGGGCCCAAGAAGACGGAGUUAGUAUUGAAAAUGAAGGCAGAGAUACACCAAAAUAUAGAAGAUUGUUGAGCGAAAUAGGAAAUUUAAAAAGAGGACAGAAACGGCUUCGAGAGCAGUUGCUUGAAGGGCGGAAAAAAUACGAGGAAUUGGAGAGCAUUGCACUAAGCCUCCAAAGGAAAAAUAACAGGAAGGAUAGAAGAGGGAAGAGAAGGGAUUGGUUCCAAAAGAGAAUGGAUAAUUUCCAAAGCUACGAGAAUGAAAGUGGAGAAGACACCAAGCUCCCCAGGCCUGCUGAUAUUGCAUUCUCUCACUCUGAAAAGUGCAGCUCACUGGUGCCCUGCGAGUGCGGGGAUGUUUGUGAAGGCGAAAGUAUUUUGACGGAAGAAGACUUUGAAGAGUGGCUCAGAGCAAAAGACAUUGAAAUUGCACACACCAUAAUGGCGAAGGAAGGAGACAUUUUCUUUAUGGUGCAGAAGAAACGGAAAGGACCUGACCUUGAAGGGCACAAGCUGCAACGGACAGAAAUGAGAAGGCAAGAAAGAGAGACGAUAGAGGAAAUACUUAUAGACAAGCUAGAGGUGAGAUUUAGAAAGAUGAUGGAAGAGAGACUGAGAGAGAUAGAGGAGAGAGUUGAAGUGAAGAUAAGGAAGAGAAUUAAAAAGGAGAUUGAGAAAGAAAAUAGAGAGAUGAUGGAGAAGAUAAUUAAAGAGAAGAUACAGGAGAUGUGUGCAGAGGAAACUUCUGAAAAUUAUAUAGAAGAGGCACCUGGCAAGGAGAUGGAAAUAAUGACAGAGGAGAAGAAAAAGGAGAAGGAAAAGGAGUUACUUGGUAAGAUAUGGAAGAGACUGAUAAAGCGGAGAAAGGAGAUAAUGAAGAGACGGGAGAUGUAUAGGAAGAUGAGAAGGCGACUGAGGGAGAGGCAGGCAGAAAGGAAGACUGAAUUCGUGAGAAAACUGGAAGAGUUGGCACUUGAGAAGUUUAUCAAAGAAAAUCAACCAGCAAUUAAAAGGAAAGGUAAAAAGCAAAGAUAA